AGGAGAGAGAGAGAGCGAGCAGUAGAGAGGGAUGAGCGAGAAGGAGAGGGAGGGAGAGCAGAGCGAGGAGCUACAGAGACAGCUGUUCCUCCGCGUGUGUGCCUCUCUUGUUUAUCUUCCCCCAGCAGAAAGAGAGAGACAGACAGACAGACAGGAAGAGAGAGACAAAGAGAGAGAAACAGAGAGAGAGAGAGAGAGAGAGAGAGGCUGCCUGUGUUUGGAUGCGUCGAGCGUUCCGCGUGUGACUCUCUCUGACUCCUUUCUCCGUACAACCAAGGGGGAUGGUCUCUGUUGCCACGGCGCCCGGGGGUUGAUGUGAAGCUGAAGUCGUCAGGGCAGCCGCUGGUAGAACCGACGCUGCGCUGGAACUACAGCCGAGCGGGACGCUGUGUCCCUCUGUCUCCGUGUGCUGCCUCUGCCAGGCUGCGGCGUGUUUGCUAGUGUGUGUGUCUGCUCGUGUGUGUGUGUUUGCUUGUGUGUGUUUGUGUGUGUGUGCGAGAGAGGAUUUGAUUGCUCCCCAGUAGGUCUGCCGUCUGCGUGGCAUUGUUUUGGGUUAGAGAGAAGUGUGUGUGUGUGUGUGAUGUUAGAGGACAGUCCAGUGUGCUAGUGUGUGCUUCAGGUCCAGUCAGCAGAUUCUGGAGGGGUCAGAACGGAACCAAACAGAACCUCACAAGCUCGCUGUCCUUGCCUCGCGCGGCGUCAGCACGCGGAUAUCCUUCUGUGAUAUUCAGUCUACAUCAGACUCGCCUUUCACAGGGUUUAGUGUGAGCCGCCGAGGGAAUUCUGUUGCCAGGAAUCGGCAACCAACUGUUUGGGUUGUUUUGGUUGCCGGGUGGUCCCCGUGUGCUGUUGCCCACGCCGACCGCCAGGCAGGCCAGCCUUGGACGGAGACUGGGUCCACUUGUUUACAGAGAAAGGGUCUCCCAUUGAUAGGUCUCUCUGGGAGGAGUAGCAAAGACCCACUGAAGUGUGAAACUGUUUGAGAGAAGUGUGUGUGUGUGUGUGUGUGUGUGUGUGUGUGAGGGAGAGAAGAGGGAGCAUCUGUGUGUGUGAUCAACUGUGUGUGUGUGCCGGCUGUAGGACACACGUUGUACGCCUGUGUUGAAGAGGACUGAGGACCUGUGUGUGUGUGUGUGUGUGUGUGUGUGUGUGUGUGUGUGUGUGUGUGUGUGAGGACCCAGACGGGCCAUGCUGUGCCCGACGUCCUGUCUGCCCCUGCUGAGGGGACCUGGCUCACUGGCGCUGUCUGCUGGGGUGGCAUCGCCAGCGAGGGGUGGGGGGGCGCUGUGGCGGCAGGGCCGGGCCAAGGGUCUGAGGUCGGGGGUCGGGGGCGUGACCAGACCCGUGUGCCGCGCCAGACCACAGACCGGGAGCAAGUACGCCUCCGCCGGCUGCCUACUCUCCCUCCACCACAGCGAGAAACCGGAGCACGAGGAGGUGUGCGAGUUCCGCCCCUACACCUGCCCGUGCCCGGGGGCCUCCUGCAAGUGGCAGGGCUCCCUGGACGCCGUCAUGCCCCACCUGAUGCACGCCCACAAGUCCAUCACCACCCUGCAGGGCGAGGACAUCGUGUUCCUGGCCACGGACAUCAACCUGCCGGGCGCCGUGGACUGGGUGAUGAUGCAGAGCUGCUUCGGUCAUCACUUCAUGCUGGUGCUGGAGAAGCAGGAGAAGUUCGAGGGCCACCAGCAGUUCUUUGCCGUGGUUCUGCUCAUCGGCACGCGCAAGCAGGCCGAGAACUUUGCCUACCGGCUAGAGCUGAACGGGAACCGGCGGCGGCUGACCUGGGAGGCCACGCCUCGCUCCAUCCACGACGGCGUCGCCGCCGCCAUCAUGAACAGCGACUGUUUGGUGUUCGACACCUCCAUCGCACACUUGUUCGCCGACAACGGCAACCUGGGGAUCAAUGUCACCAUUUCCAUGUGCUGAGGGGUGUGAACACACACACACACACACUCGAUGCGCACACACACACACACACGCAUACUUUCUGGAACACACACACGCGCUCUGGAAAUGCUCUCAGUCUUAUUAUAGUGGGACAGACUGCGGUCUUGUGUUGAAUGCCCCCUCCCUACCUCACAAACACACGCACACACUCACAUGCACACAUUCUUACACACACAUGGGGCAGAGACCUGCGUACUGAUGUUUACACAAAGCAGUAGAGGGUUAUGAAUGAGGAUGGUGAAAAGGGUGCGUGUGUGUGUGCGUGUGGCAUCUCUGGUUGUGCUUGCUUCACGUGACGGCAGGAUGGAUGUUGUGGUGAGUGUGAGAAGGGAGUGUUGGCACUGGGAGAGUCUCCAUGUGGUGGACUUGAUUGAUUAAACCCCUGCUCUUCUCCAAGUCCAACUUCCCGCCCAAUAGCCCCUCCACCGCCCAGCCUGCCAAUGCCAGGCCAGGAUGGAGGGGGAGGGGCAGUCUGGUCACGGUGACUUCUCCCAACGGAACCUCACCACAGCCAAUCGUGUUUCAGCAAACUGUUCUGUUGACCAAUCAAAGGCUUCUGAAGCGCUUGUUCGCGUCGAGGGAGCCCGUAGUCUUCCUGCCAAGCUUGUACUCGUUUAUAUCUCUCCCCAGACUGUUUUUUACGUGUCACCACAGAAGCAUGACGAUGAUGAUGAUGAUGAUGAUGACGAUGAUGACGAUGAUGAUGAUGACGAUGAUGAUUACGACACGUGAAGCAGUCUGAUUAUAAGGUGUCUGUCUAGCUCAUAAACCUUAACUGAAGUCGUUAUGGUGACAUAAUGCUGCCAUAAACUUGAUAUGAAACCUGUCCGAGCGCUGUACUGCAUAAUGAAAUGUUUAACCAUAACCAGGAUAUAAUGGGGUUAUGUACCACAGAGACCACUAAUUAUGAGGUGUCAUUAAAACUCCCUAAUGACUGACAGGUGUCAUGUCUUGUUUAACAUGGCAUUAUGUAGCCUUCUGGAUGUGUGUGUAUGUGUGUGUGUUGCUGUGUGCUUGUGCACAUGAAGGGUUUGUGUGAAUAUGACGGUUAGUCAGCAGAUUGUGAAGCUCUGUUUGGUAGCUGACUCAUAACAAGUAACACUCCUUUUAACAACACUGUGGAGCUGUUUCCGCAAAAGGCAGAUGUGUGUGUUGUAAAUACACACACACACACUGUACUUUAGUUGAGUCAUUAGAUCUACUCAAACAGUUCCAUCAGAUGCGUAGAAUCCGGAAUCUUCUCAAGACUCCGAUGUGGAGGGUUCUUCUUGGUCGGUCAGCCUUCUACAGUCGUCCUGCUCUUGUGUUGAAGCCUUCUGGUCACCUGCCGCCGCCCCCAGCAGCUGGUGUUGGUGCUGCCCAGGGUGUGCAGAGGACAGCUGGGCCACGCUCACCCGGAAACCUGCUUAUCUUGGGGAUAUUGGGCGUGUCCAUCUUGGAUGGUAAUGGAAUAUUGAGUGUAACUUCUAAAUCACCUCUGGAUUAGCUGAGUCUGGAGUCUAUGAGGCCCUUAAGAGACAUGGCCCAUCGCCAUAGUGAAUGGCCUCAGGAGGCAUCCCAUAAUGCUACAUCUAACAAACCAUCCAACCGACCCAAUGGAGGAACCCAUCGAAUCACCAUGACAACAUACCUCUGAUGACGACAACAACGGACAUGUCUGUUGCCCCGUUGGAACGCUGGUGUUCCACUGGGCCCCUGCAUUCUAGCCACAAUCCCCUGUUUUCCCACAAUCCACUCUGCCUCCGAACCCAUCACCUCGCUACUCCGUUCUGUCUUUCUUAUAAAUAUUGAAGAUUUUAUGUUUAAUCUUAUAUUUUCUACAAACAAAAAAAAGAAAGAAAAAAAAACGUUGAAAAAAACUUGUAGAGAAAGUCGAUGUAUUCAGUUGUUGUGUAACGUCUGUGCUAAGUUGCUCCGUUGUAAAGAGGCGUCAAGGUUACUUUAGCAUUUUAAUGUGUUGCUGCAAGCUGAUAUAUUCUCCAUUACCCUAGCGUACACAUCAUAUUCUUGUCCAGAUCACAUAAUCCAAGUUUUACAGGAAUAAUGCCUUUUUGAACUUGAUAAUAUAAAUCUAACACCCAUAAUAUGUUUUAUCUCAUAAGUGUUCACAUCGAGUGAUCACCGUUCUGUAUGACGUCUCUGAUUGUCAGAACACCGAGUAGGAACACAGGUGAACAUUCUUCCACACCCGUCAUGUCGGCCUAUGUCAAAGCAGGUAGGCCGAUUCCAUAACUCUAGGCCUACAGUAAUUCCCGUGGAAACACAUGACUACCUGUUACAUAGGUCGACACCAUUUAAUCAAUAGGCUAUCUUUUAUACCAACCGAAAAUUAUUAAAUUAAACCGGAUCCUGUGAUGGUUUCUACAGCAGAAACGGGGGCGUUUUUCAGACGACAAAAAAGACUGUCUUUUGCGAACUAUUGUCAACUGCCUGAAAGCCAUAAUGUCAUAUCUGCAUAUAGCCUAUUUGUUGAAUCCAGAGAAGAAGACCUUAGUUUGUUAUCAGAGCUGACUGUUGCAGAUGCAUCUCUAAUUUAUGUUAAGGAAAACGGUUGUGAUUGACAGCGGUGUUUAAAUAAUGGAUAGUCUGAGGAUUUAUUUUAAUUUUUGUAAUGUAACGUAAUCAUAAAACCGUGUGGUUUAGAGGGCGGACGUGUUUUUGAAAAGACUAUCCCUGAGAUUUUAACAAGUCCUUCUAUCUGACUGUAGUGAACAGAGCCGGUCCACACAAUACUUUCCAACCGGUCAUUGGGGAGCAUUGGGUGCUGGGGACAAGGGACAGCUCACCUUUCAGUCCCACUAGCUACCCCUACCCAGCCACAUAGUGGGAUGGGACCCCCCCCCCCCUCCGGCUUGACAGGACAACCAGUGACAUUUACCACGUUCAAAUGCCAGCGGUCGUCUCAUUCAAACUCGUAACCCAUCUUAUCGGAAGUUCAAACGUUUUUGGUACCCCCGAGGCUAAUAAUAAUACACAGUAUUUACUAUACCGCUUUUAUGUCUGACAUGUUAAUUUAUUCAUGGGAUUUGUUUCCGUAGCGACGCUACGCUGUUAAUGUCGCUUUUCAAAAAGAAUGCUGCAGGUCAAAUUGUGGAGAUUAAAUCAGUUGACUUGCAACCCUGUUGAUCAGGUGUCAUCUAGUUUGUACAUAUGAUUCACUGUUCAGUUCUUUAUCUUAAAUAUUAAGCCUGUUCGUUGGUUCUUAAUUGAAAUUAUAAAUUGUGUAUUGUUCUUUUGGACGGUAAAUGUUGUUUCUCUGGCUGGUGUUUAUUUUCUUUUAACCCAAAGUUACUUCUUUAUUUUUGGAGCAUAGCGAGCUUCCCAUAUUUACUAUUUUGAAUCUCUGUAUCCACUUAAAUCCAACUGAAAUAAAAUAAAA
Molecule: messenger RNA, 5329 nt
Organism: Hypomesus transpacificus
Lineage: Eukaryota; Metazoa; Chordata; Actinopteri; Osmeriformes; Osmeridae
Gene: siah2l
Product: seven in absentia homolog 2 (Drosophila)-like
Exons: 2
Coding region: 1189-1929 (246 amino acids)
Biological process (GO): proteasome-mediated ubiquitin-dependent protein catabolic process; multicellular organism development
Cellular component (GO): cytoplasm
Molecular function (GO): zinc ion binding; ubiquitin conjugating enzyme binding; ubiquitin protein ligase activity
Source: RefSeq, a predicted model, not a curated record